AUGCGUGCCUCCUCCUCGGCCCUGGAUCUCGCGCCCUCGUCCGGCCCUCUCUCGGCGGACCCAGCCUCCGAUGACGCCCUGCUCCCGCCCGCCGACCUGCAAGAUUCUGCCCGCGUUUCCGGCGAGCGCGAGUGCCAGCCCAUUUUCGAUACUCGCUCAACGAGUGAGCGCGCCCCGUCGCGAGCUCCCAGCUUGGGACGCCCCAGCAUCAUCGACGAUCAUUCCGUCGUGUCCGGCGAUAGUUUCCCGGAUAUCGGCGAGGGGUCGCCCUCGCGCUCGUCCGAGUCCGUGCCGUUCGAGUCCGUGCCGUUCGAGUCCGUGCCGUCCGAGUCGGUUCCGAUAAGCACAACGCAGGAGGAAAUCGGAGCGACGAGUGCCGCGCCAGAGGACCCUGUAGAGGCAGUGGCAGAGCCUGGUGUUACUGUUGGGAAGAUGUCGCCGGUUCGCAGUGCCCUCUCGUUGCUCUUGCCGGGAGAUGACAUUAGCGAGACGUCGACCUUUGAGGACUGUCAACCGAGCCAGUCGGAGCAGGAUUUGACGUACCUUGGAUUCAAUGCGCCGUCUUUUGCGACAGCCGACGACCAUGCCGUCAUGGACAGCGUCAUGCCGCAUGGGCUGGACCCGCUCGUCCUUCCCUCGCAGGACGAUUUUUCCGUGGCGCACUGCACGCCGGAUAUUUCGCCGCUAGCUGGCGUAUUCUACGGCGCCGAUUCGAUAUCCAGUGAGUUGAACAGUAGCCCCGACACGCUCCCACGGGAUGACGCAGGCCUGGCCGACUACCCUGAAUACGAAGUGCUCAAGAACCAGACGAACGAAGAUUCCAUCUUCGGCUCCGAGCCCAACACGCCGGUGCUGCGGACGACGUCUGGGUGGAACGAGCCCUUUGGCGACUAUGACGAGAUGGGCGACCGUCUACGCGAGGAGCGUGUACCGCUAGGGCACGUCAAUUUUGAAGACCGCAACAGGGACACGGUGCCGGAGGUCCUUUUGCACGACUGGUCGGGGAGCAUCCCCGUGGAACCCAAUGUUGACAUCGUGGACUCUGCGCCCAACUCGCGCUCGUCGACAACGUACAGCCGUUUAUUUAGCGCGCAUACCAAGGAGGCGGACGAGUAUGCCAAGACAGCGAAUCUAAUCUCGAGCCAGUUGACGGCCAACCUAUCUAAGCUCUUCUCCGAAUCCAGCCAGACAGAUGUCGGCGAGGGUGCCGUACGCGACAGGCACGGGCGCAACAGCCUGCUAGACCUGAUGCCGCGGCCGGGCGAGGUGAUACGACACGAAAGCGGGAUUCCGCCGUCGCCCGUGCGCACGGCCGAGCACGACAACUCGUCGGUGCUAUCGCAGGUGGCGUGGGUGUCGUCCGAGUACGAGGACCACUCACGUGGGGCGCGGGCGGCGCGCGCAGAACUGGGGCGCGGAGGGAUAUUCACAUCGAUCGCCGGGACGCACGCGCCCGACCCGAGGCUGGACGACUUCCAGACGACGGUGCAGCGGCGCGUCGGCGACGGCGGAAGGCGCGCGGCCGGCGCCAAGCGCGGCAGGUCGUUCGCCGAGACCGAGCGGGCCAGGGAGGACGCAGACGGCUUUGCGGAGGAGAGCGGCGGCGCGACCGGCAGAAGGAGACGGCUCAGCAAUUUGGAGUCCAGCGGGCGCGAGGAGGGGGGGCUGAGGGCCGUGGUGAUGGGGCGGCUCGCCAGUGGGAUGCACCUUGCGAAGAAGCUGGUUUCGUGA
This is a messenger RNA of Chondrus crispus (carragheen), 1731 nucleotides long. RefSeq lists its product as hypothetical. The record is from RefSeq and is a predicted model, not a curated record. NCBI's taxonomy places the organism in Eukaryota, Rhodophyta, Florideophyceae, Gigartinales, Gigartinaceae. The transcript has a single exon. The coding region runs from base 1 to 1731 and encodes 576 amino acids.